AUUGAGCCCAGGCAUGGACAACAGUUGAUUUUUACGGCUCGUCAUGUUCGGUUGUCGUUGAAUAUUGUAGCUCCCUCUAUCGCUAAGUCAAACUUAAAAACACACACACAAAAACAAAACAGUUUUUAUUGUUUUAUUCUCUGUUUCUUGAGUUUGAACCAAAGAAAAAGAAAAAUCCGACAGAUACGUUUUCGUGGUAAAAAAGUUAAAAAAAAGAAAAACCUUCUAUACGAGAUCCCGGGAAUUAGAUUAUGGUCCUUGGGACUACGAAACGAACGAGAGUGCAACUUCGACUUCUUUUCGGUUGUCCAAAUUAACGCCUAGGAGUUUUUUUGUGAGAUGUGAUUAAGCCCAAUUUGAUUAUAAAGAGUACCCUCAUCUAUACCUGUGGUGUUUCUUUUUUGUUGUGUGAAUUAAAAAUAUGUUUUCAAAAAUGAAAACAAAAAUUAGAAAAAAGUGUAUACCUACCUAAUCAUUAAAAAACCCUCAAAUAAAUACCUACCAUUUUUGUCAAAAAGGUGAUUUUGUCAUCUCGUGAAUUGUGUGUACCUACUCCCUACUCAGUACUCACCCUCUUUUAUAUAAUUCACGGUUACUUUGGAGGUGACGGUGAAUGCGAAGGAGACUGUGACGCCGACUGUGAAGGUGACUGUGACGGUGACAAAAGAUAGUUAAAGUCACGGAAGCUAAAUUUAAAAAAAUAAAUGUAAAAUUUUACCCACGAUAACAAUAAAAUUUUAUGAUCCAAUUGUGUAUUUCAGUUUCUUUCGACGCGAGACGCGAAAAAAAACAGCUUACCAUCAGCGGUUUUGCAUCAGUUCGAAUUUAAUACCUAACAUUAAGCUGUAUAUAUUUUGAGACAACACAAAUUGAUAUUUAAAAAACAAACUAAACAAUUGACAUUUAAAAUAUAUGUACAUAGAUAUGCACAACAGAAAAAUAGCCUAAUCGAGGAGAAAGGCAAAAAGUUUAAUAAAAAGUAAUCUCUCCCAUGGAAUAAAUAAAAGUUGAACGUUUUGUAUUGUUAUUUUGUUUUUUCGUUCCUGGUCUCGAAAGGUUAUUAUGGGGGCUGUUGUUUAAGUCCAUAGCUUGCUAUAACAUCAAUUAUUAUUAUUAUUGUUGGAUUAAAGGUAAAUCUUCUUUCAAAGUCACAUUACUUAACAUCUAAGAGACUGUGUGUGUUUAUCUUUACUCGAAAGUGCUUCAGAGAAGUGCAGUGUUUUGUGCGGGUUGUUUGUUUGUUUGUUUGAAAAGAUUUUUUGUUUUCUAAAAAUGUCUCCUAUCCUUGGAUGGAAUGAAAAAAAAGUUUACAUUUUUUUAUUAUUCUUGAAAAUUUAAUGACAAGUGAAACACCAUAAUACCUACUUAACUAUUGCUUAGAAAAGAAAACGAAAUUGUUUUUCCAUUUCUUGUUUGUUUGCUUGUUUGUUUGUUUGUACUUUUAUCUCGAAAAAAAAGAUUCUUUCUUUUUUGUGGAAUUUUGGAUGGAGUACUGAUUAUUAUGGACUUUUCUUCAAAUAGUACCUGUUUAUUAUAUAUGUACGUAGGAUAAUUGCUUUUAUAUGGAAUGUCGAUUAAGAUAAUUUUCUUCCUCUUCUUUGAAGACUGAAGUUCCUUUGCACCAGAUAUCCUUUAUUUAAAAAAUGGAUUAAUUUUGUGUCAUCUCUAUUUUAAGACUAUAUUAACAACACUAGUGUUUCAAAAACUUCCAUGCAGCAUCUGAUGAGUUGACUUUCUUAAAGUCUAACCGAACCUGCUCUCAAAUGAUAUUUAUAAUCAAAGACUGACUCCUUUAAAUAAAAAAAUACAAGAACCACAUUAUAAUCAAUUUAAAAUAUCAUUAUAACAUGUCCUGUGGUCUGCAGGCAAUGUGCAACAAUAACAACAAUAGUUUACACCUCGCCAUGAUGGAUCAAGAUCCAAAAGAUCUUCAAACAGCUCAGCUUGUAAUAGAAGAGCUGAGAGCAAAAUGUCGUUUUCAAGCCGAGCACAUUAUGAAAUGGAAGAAAGCUUAUGCUAUUCAGAUCCAACAACACUAUCGGUAUCAGAAAGAGAAAACCGAACAAAUGAAUGGACUGACAAGUCAGUUGCUUCUUCUCGAAUCUCGACUGAAACGAAAACAAAAACAAAUCGCUGGCAUCAUCUGUCAUCGUGAAUUGACAAUUCUACGUCAACAAAAAAUAAUUGACACUUUGUCAAGUCGUUUGGUCGAUCAUGGACUUGACACCUUAGAUCCUAGUUACACCGAUUUUGAUUCUUUGAAUGAUUCCGAUUCGGCUGUCGUACUCGAAGAUAUCGAUUCCGAUUGUAAUUCAUCGUUUUCGAUGCGAAGAAAAGGAAGUUGUGGUGAUGUGACGGUAGUUCGUUCCAUAUCGGAUGCAAUCGAAACGAAUAUGAAUAAAUACGGAGGGGCUAGACGAAGCAAUUGUUUCCUACGACGUCCUGACAUUCUCGAGACUGUGUACAGUGUCGAAGAGGAUCCAGAACCCCAGCAGACGGAUGUGGCCGAAAAGCGUGAUAAGUUCAAAAAUCGAUCUGAAAAGGCAGUUUUAGUAAGUUCGCUCGAAGGCCAGCUGGAUGAGGCUAAAGGCCAUAACACCAAAGAUACGUCGUCAUCUGGCAUUUCGCCAACGACAGCGACUACUGCUUCAAAAAUAAGUCGCAGUGAUUCAAGUGAUAAUUCAAUAAAUACAACAGCAGGUGGAGCUGGAGCUGGAGGAGCUUCGUCGUCCUCGUCUCAAGCUGGAUAUAAUGUAAAUGGCGUCAAACAGUCCCAAGUGACGAAUUUCAAUCGAGUUAUGUCAAAUCAUCGUUCUGUCACAAAACCCAAAGAUGUCAAAUACAAACGAAUUAACAAGGCGAAAUCGAAGAGUCUCGAGGAACUUCGCGGCCGUCUCAAACACUGGGUAGAACGGGGCAGUGUUAUGGAUCCUACUGGUAUUGGCGGUUUGACAGAUAAUAUGCCGCAAACAGCACAGAGCUAUGCGUGACACUUGGGGAAACUAAUCGAACGGAUCCGGCCGUCAUCACCAUCAACAGCGGCAGCUGUUAUUGCCCUCAAUCCUACCGGGCGAGGCGUUGUUGAUGGUAAGAAUGGUCGGGGACGAUUUAGUUUUUAGUUAUGGGUUUAUUUUUAUUUUUAUUUUGUGUUAUAUUUUUGUUUGUGUAUUAUAAUUUAUAAUGUGAUCUUAAGAUUUUAAAUUAAACAAAAUUAAAUAUAAACAAUUAACUAAUUAAAUAAAAGUUUCCUUAGUAGGUUAGUUUUUAAUAUAAUUUUUUAAAGAAUUGGGUGAUACAACUUUGUUUUAACCUCCUUUUUGAACAAAAGUGUAACUAUUUAUUUUUUCUCAUUUUUUCAAAAAUUGUUUUUACUUUGUUUUUAAAAAAUCUCUCUUCAAGAAACAUAUCGUCGUGAAAAUCAAUUAUUAAAUCUUAAAAGUAAUUGCGAUUAUUCUAUAGUUAGUCUAAAAUGGAAAAUAAAACUUUUUUUAAAUAAAACAAUUUGGAAUAAAGUUAUUAAAAACCAAACACAAUAAUGAGCAUGUAAAUAAAGCCAUCAAAAAACAAUUAAACAUUUUUAAAUAAUAAAAUUAACACUUUUUUUAUGUGCACUAACUUGAGCCGUAUGAAUUUGUACAAUUUACUGAUUAGAACAGAAAACAACAAACACAAAAUAAUAAACAAACAAAAAUACAGUUAUUAUUACUAAAAAUAAAUAUUUUAGAACACAACAAAAUAUAUUCUAUUAUGUAUUAAAAUAAAAACAAUCAACUAGUGAUGCUUUGUACAAUUUUUAUACAAACAGAAAGAAGAAAGUUUUAAGAAAUAUAUAAGAAAUCUUUUAAAAGAAUUGCCCUUUUUUGCGGUGGUUAGGGGUGAACAUAUUUUGUGUAAAUAAAAGGAAAAUAUUUAUAAUCAUAGGUAAAAUACAAACAAAAAAAUAUAAAGAAAAUUAUGUACAGCAUUCAAAAGUGUCAAAGUACCUUAAAAUAUUCCUAAUGUAAAAUUAAAUUUAGAAUCAAAUAUUUAUUGUAAUUUAUACUUUAGAUUUUCAGACAUACUACGAAAAAAAAAUUCUUUCACACAAAAACUUUGAAUCUUCCUGGCAGAGAAAAAAAAGUAUAAUAUAAUAUUUUCAGAUCAAAUUAAUAAUGGUUUUUUCAAAAUAUGGCAAGUUAAUUUUUGAACCUAUUUUAUUUGGAACUUUCUUAAGUCUACUAUUUAAAAAAUAAAAGUUCAACAAUUUUAAGUAUAAAACAUUUCUUACAAGAAUUCUUUAUUUUCAAAGCUUUAACACUUCAAAAUUCUUGUUUUUUAGUAUUUAUUUGAUUUGUUUCAAAGGAUUUAUAAUUUUAGUUAAUGAGUUGACCGUAUUUUUUUCGAAAGAAUGAUUUUUUUCGCAUUUUAUUCAUUUCAUAUUGAUCCAAAAUAUCAUAAAUAAAUACAUUUUAUGGAGAACUAGCGAAGCCCAUUCAAGAUUUAUUAAAUCAAAUAAAACCCGGAACAAAAUCCAAUAAAUUGACUGUAAAAUUAAAUUGAGCUGGAAUUUGAAUCUAGGAGUUUGUCAAUUCGUAAAAAAAGUUUCAAUAUCCAAAAGGUAGGAGUAGAUAUGCAGUACAAUAGACUAUUGGAAAAAGUUAAUUGAAAAAUACAGUAAACUUAGAAUGCUCUUUGUUUUUUACUUCAACGAAACACCCUUAGCAAAAAACAUUCAACUUAAGUAUGACACGAACAAAUAUUAAGUGGAAAUUUAAAGCGUUUUACGAAUAAAUACUUUACAGUCCGUGUUCUUAACUUAACCGAAGGUCCUUAUUGUUCGAAAAACACUCGUGGCUUAAAAGGUAUUUAUUUAAAAGGAAUCAAAAUGGUUUAUGGGCUAAAAAGAUAAUAACAGCAACAGGUACUACAUAUGCCACGGGUAGACCUAAGUCCUAAAUUUGCUGUUGCAUUGCUUACAGCUUUUUCCCUUCUGUAUUCAGGGACUCCACACUAUACACUAUACAACUAUUCAAGAUUAUUUGUAAUUUGAAGUAUUUCCGGAGAGACAGGGAUAUUUACUCGGUCACACAUGGAACGUGACAGCAGCACAAGUUAAAAUAAAAAGAUGAAUAAAAAAUCAAUUACAACAAUUACAAAGCAAUUUUUGAAUCUGUUUGCAUUUCAAAAUCCCUAUUCUUUGUUUUAGAAACAUAUUGAAAGAUAGAUAUCGGUUCGUAUUCCGAAGUGUACAUGUUUUUGGAAACCAGUAGUGUUUUUACUAUUAAAGC
Messenger RNA from Eupeodes corollae, 5267 nucleotides. RefSeq lists its product as uncharacterized. Bases 1848 to 2990 code for a protein of 380 amino acids. Lineage: Eukaryota; Metazoa; Arthropoda; Insecta; Diptera; Syrphidae. The transcript is spliced from 7 exons. The record is from RefSeq and is a predicted model, not a curated record.